This is a messenger RNA of Paramecium sonneborni, 546 nucleotides long. The record is from the annotation of a GenBank genome assembly. Lineage: Eukaryota; Ciliophora; Oligohymenophorea; Peniculida; Parameciidae.
AUUUAAAUUAUCAUGUCUGAUUAAACUUUUAAACAAAACGAAGCUUUAAACAAUCCUCAAAAAUUACCUUAACCAUUCUCAUACAUUCCAGAUACUCCAACUAUCAAACCACAAAAAAAAAGUGAACAGGAUUUUCUACAAUUAAGCGUUAAUAAGUAAAGUAGCACUCAAUCUGAUGUCGAAAAUAAUGCAAAUACUUAUUUAAUCACUAAUGAUAAUAAUAAUCUCCCUUUUACUAUUCAAAUCAAAUUUCCAAUGGUUUCAAAUUUUACUAUCAACCAUCAUAAUGUUGAAAAAUAUGAAUAUGAAAAACCUAUCAAAAUACAAUAACCAUCGAAAAUCUAUUGUAAAUUUUGCAAUACAAGAAAACCAACUUAAAUUGUACAUAAAAAUGGAUUGAAUACAUACAUCCUCGCUUGUAUUUUAUUUAUUUUUUUUCUCCCAUUAUUUUGGGUUCCACUGAUAUCCAAAAAAUGCAAAGAUUAAUUUGAAAUCUGUGUUGUUUGUAAUCGUUACACAAACUCUAUUCCAUUUAGAUUAUUUUGA